AUGGCAUCAGGCAACGGAGAUCCGGUAAACUAUGCUCACUACACCGAUCGGCUGAAGAAGCCUGACGUGCUGUCCGAACUGAAGUCUGCCGACAACAAGUUCUUGUUCACGCGGGCACUGCUCGCAGAACACGGCAUGUUGCCCACGACAUUGGAUCGUCCCCCCGACAGCGGUGUGCGCCCAGUCACCGAAAAAUGGAAGACGGAUUUUGAACAUGGUCUCAUGCUUUCCGUGAAUCAGCAAUAUAAGGAAGCCGCCAAGCAAUUUUCUCGGUCCAUGGUCGACGGCGAGCCGGGAACCGUUAACCACUCUCUAGCCAUGAUUAACCGGGCAAUUGUGCUUUACCACUUGGGUCAGUUCACACGUAGCUUGAUGGACGUGCGCCAGGCCAUGGGGUCCAAGUACCCGCCCGAGAUGGGGCACGUAUUGUAUGAGUUUGCCGGAAUGGCAGAAAGUCGCCGUCGCCGUGGACAAGUGCAAGAACUGCAAGUGCAAGGAAGUUGUGUCGGACUUGGACAUUUCGGACGAUUCGGACUUGGAAAACCCGUUUCCCAACCGGCUGGUGGGUGGCAAAAACAAGAGCAUUCCGGCGCUUUUUCGGCCUUUUUGGAACUCAAAUCGUCCAAAAAUAUGGGACGAGGUGUUUACACCACUCGCGACAUAAACCCAGGAGAUGUUGUGGCCAUAGAUGAACCUUACAUUUACGGGGGAUUACAAUUACACAAUUCUUGUUGUCGUAAUUGCCUGAAAUCGCCAGUAGUUCCAAUACCCUGUACAAAAUGUUCAUUAGUUUAUUACUGCAGUGAAAAUUGUUUACAUAAAUCAAUGAAAGAUGGACACAAUUUGGAAUGUCCAAUUAUUUUUUUUAUCAGAUCAUUGCCAGGAAUAACUGAUUUGAAUCAACUUGCUUUGAAGUGGUUAUCAAAAGAAUUAUCAAAAAUGGGUUUGAAAAAAUAUUGUUCGUUGGUAGAUACAUUUUCUAAAUCUAAAAUAGAUCCUAAGACAAGGGGUUUUAAUGAAAACGGUCAAUAUAAGUCUGACAAUUUUUUAACGGCCUAUUCGUUGGAUAGCUGUGAAGAAGAAAUGCCAAUAGAAGUAUUGUUUUUUUUUAACUGUAUUGCUGCUGAAAUGUUACAGUAUUUGAUGUUAAGUGGAUUCAAAAUUGAAGAAUGCUAUUUAGGUAUUGUAGGUACUUCUUUGGUACGCAUCCUAAGUGUUUUAGAUUUAAACGCUAGAAAAAUAAAUAUCAAUGCCCCAAACAUGGUAUCUCUAAAAGGUCAAUCAUUACAAAGUUAUUACUAUAUGACUUUUCCAAUGGCAAUAGCUUUGUAUCCAAGUCUUGCUUUAUUCAACCAUUCUUGUGAUCCAAAUAUAGAACGAAGUGGAAAAUUAUCUACAAAAACAAGAGUAAUGAAAGCUAUUCAACCGAUUCCCAAAGGAAACCAGUUAUUCUUUAGUUAUGGAAGGUUAAAAUUGUUUGAUGAGAUGAAAAAUGAAGAAAGACAAGAGAUUUGCCGUCAUAAUUUCAAGUUUGAAUGCUGCUGCCAGCGUUGCAUAGAAAACUGGCCUCAAUAUCAUUCCAUACCAAAUGGUCUUUCUGCAAUAAAUAUAUUAAACCCUAGAAUGGCAGAUACUGUGAUAAAGGAGUGCAAGCGAUUUGAGGACUUUAUAGAAAACGUGGGCUAUGAUGAGUUUCAUCGUCAUUUAGAUUAUCUUUAUGGGUUUAUUAAGCUAUUAUUUACUAAUGUAAAACGACCAUUUAGAUUGUAUGAAAAUUGUCUUCGCAUAAUAAUUCAUGCACAUACAGGACUCCAACAUCAAAUUUCAUUUCGAUAAUAAUAAUUAUUAAAUUUAUAUAAUUUUUAGUUUAUAUUAUCAUCAGUUUUUUUUUU
Acyrthosiphon pisum (pea aphid) is the source of this 1892-nucleotide messenger RNA. Its product is annotated as SET and MYND domain-containing protein 4-like. Gene Ontology annotation, cellular component: cytoplasm; nucleus. NCBI's taxonomy places the organism in Eukaryota, Metazoa, Arthropoda, Insecta, Hemiptera, Aphididae. The transcript is spliced from 6 exons. The coding region runs from base 1 to 1836 and encodes 611 amino acids. The record is from RefSeq and is a predicted model, not a curated record. Gene Ontology annotation, molecular function: histone deacetylase binding.